Messenger RNA from Seriola aureovittata, 5441 nucleotides. RefSeq names its product glucosamine (N-acetyl)-6-sulfatase a (gene gnsa). The record is from RefSeq and is a predicted model, not a curated record. The transcript is spliced from 14 exons. Bases 163 to 1797 code for a protein of 544 amino acids. NCBI's taxonomy places the organism in Eukaryota, Metazoa, Chordata, Actinopteri, Carangiformes, Carangidae. Gene Ontology annotation, biological process: glycosaminoglycan metabolic process. Gene Ontology annotation, molecular function: N-acetylglucosamine-6-sulfatase activity; glycosaminoglycan binding.
ACCAGGAAGUGAGGGAAGUGUUGUCUCAAACAGAAACAGGGCCGAGUCUUGUUCCUUGUUUUUCCUCCGGAGCUUCUGGCUCAGUUGCAGCAUUUCACGCGGCGAUAAGGCGCAGAGCUGAGGGGAGAGACGGACAGGCUUUUAGCGCUUUAAUAUUGAAUUAUGAAAAUGGGCUCAAAUCGCUGCUUUCGGCCGACGUUAUUGAGUUGUCUCCUGAUCUGCGUCACUUUGUGGAGCAACCUGAGCGCCGGGGUGUUUGCCAAAUUAUACCGGAGACCAAACAUUGUUCUGAUCCUCACCGACGACUUGGACAUCGCUAUCGGAGGUCUGAGUCCACUUAACAAGACGAAAAAACUAAUUGGAGAUGCAGGGAUAACAUUCACAAAUGCAUUUGUUGCCAGCCCGCUGUGCUGCCCCAGCCGGGCCAGUAUCCUGACGGGGAAAUACCCGCACAACCACCAUGUCAUCAACAACACCUUAGAGGGAAACUGCAGCAGCAAAGCCUGGCAGAAGAGCGAGGAGGCCAACACCUUCCCCGCCCUACUGAAAGCCUCCGCAGGCUACCAGACCUUCUUCGCAGGGAAAUACCUCAACCAGUAUGGGCACUCGGAGGCCGGUGGAGUGGAGCAUGUUCCUCCAGGCUGGAGCUACUGGAUCGGACUGGAGAAGAACUCUAAAUAUUACAACUACACACUGUCGGUGAACGGGAAGGCUCAGAAACAUGGAGCAGACUACAGUAAAGAUUACCUGACGGACGUACUGGCCAACAUGUCCCUGGACUUCCUCCAGUAUAAAUCCAGCUUCUCGCCGUUCUUCAUGAUGGUGUCCACGCCGGCCCCCCACUCCCCCUGGACCGCAGCCCCUCAGUACCAGGACAGCUUCAACAGCACCAAGGCUCCCAGAGACCCCAACUUCAACGUCCACGGGAAGGACAAACACUGGUUGAUCAGACAGGCGAAAACCCCCAUGUCCAACUCGUCUGUUCAGUUUCUGGACGACGCCUUCAGGAAACGGUGGCAAACUCUGCUGUCGGUGGACGACCUGGUGGAGAAGAUAGUGAAGAGGUUGGAGGUCAGAGGUGAACUGGACAACACCUACAUCUUCUUCACCUCCGACAACGGCUACCACACCGGUCAGUUCUCUCUUCCUCUGGAUAAGAGGCAGCUCUACGAGUUUGACAUCAGGGUCCCUCUCAUGGUCCGAGGACCAAACAUCAAGCCCAACCAGACCAGCCAGAUGCUGGUGGCGAACGUCGACCUCGGUCCGACCAUCCUGGACAUCGCCGGCUACGACGUCAACAAGACGCAGAUGGACGGCAUGUCCUUCCUGCCCGUCAUGGAGGGGAGGAUGAACAGCAGCAGCUGGAGGACAGACAUCCUGGUGGAGUACGAAGGCGAAGGCAGCAACGUGACCGACCCCGCCUGUCCUCUGCUGGGACCCGGAGUGUCGGAGUGUUUCCCAGACUGCGUGUGCGAGGACUCGUACAACAACACCUACGCCUGCGUGCGAACCGUCGCCCCCUCUGCCAACCUGCAGUACUGCGAGUUUGACGACAACCAGGUGUUUGUAGAAGUCUACAACGUGACCGCCGACCCCUACCAGCUGACCAACAUCGCAGGCUCCAUCGGCCAGGACUUCCUGGAGAAGAUGAACCACCGGCUGAUGAUGCUGCAGUCCUGCUCGGGGCAGUCAUGUCGGACACCCGGCGUCUACGAUCCAAGGUAUAAAUUUGACCCCCGACAGAUGUUCACCGGCCACAGCUGGCGGCUCAGCAGACUCCGACAGACGAUGAAAUAAGAACGGACGGAGGAAGAAGGGCUGUGUCGUGCGUCUGUAUUCAGCCUUUCCUGCUGUUGCUGCCUGUUUGUUUUCAGGCCUCCUGAGCCAGUCGCUUCCACACACGGAUCGAGAAGGGAUCAGGUGGGGUCGUAUUUUUUGGGUGGUGGGUUGCCAUGGAGACAGGAGGCCUUUCUGGGUGCAGGACCUACCUUUAUUUUUAUUUUGUUUAAAGCUUUCAGUGUGGGCUGCUGUUUAGUGAGUUUGUCAGUAGGUGUCGCAGCAAAGCCAAAUUAUUAUUAAGGAUGGAUUUACUUUUUAUAAAAUGUCUGUUUUCUCUGAAACACUUUAUUUUACAGGUUCUGGAUUUUACAGAUAAGUUCGUGGAAACUUUCCUCACAAUUUCCUAAAUAUUAAAUAAAAUUAAUUAUAAGGGAAAUGGAAAAAGUGUUGGUUGCUACAGUUGUUCAGUACCUGCUUGAUGUAUUCAAGUUUUUAGGAAAAAAAGAAGAAGAAAUUAUGUAGCAGGUGAGAAAUAGUUCAACAAGAUAAUCAGAUAGAAAAUGCACCAACCUGAGUCGCUUUAUUUUGCACAUCUGGUCUGUGGAAAUGACGUUUCUAAGUAGAACUAAUGAGUUUGUUUCUGGAGCGUAUUUUAUUUGUUGAUCAUUGUCAGUUUAAAAACACAAAACUAAGGCAUUUCCAGUGCAGCUGAAAACCAAUAAUUCAACCAAUAUGCAGCAUAAACGUCAGUUACAUGAAUAUGUACAGAUUAGCAUAAUUAUUAGCAUUAUCUGUAACAUAUGGCAGCUCAAAGCCAGGAACAAUCUGACACUAUAAAACUCUGAUGGAUAUUUACGUCUGUUUAUUAUUUAUUUUUUAUUUAACUACCACAUUAUUUCCUAGUUUGAGUUUCUUUCUUAAAAACUUGACCAUAACGAGCAGGUGCCUAAUUAUCAGUAGCAACUUACACUUUCUCCAUUUCCCUUAUAAUUAACACCAACUUGACAGCGAUAAAAACCAGCUCAUUUUUAUGAAAUCCUGAGGAAAGUUUCCAGCAAAUUAGCUGUAAAAUAAGGGAUCAAUAAAAUAAAGGGUUAGCAGAAAAUCAUGUCAAUGAUCCAAACAGUGUUAUUCAUUUACUUGUGUAAACACAGGCCGUCUGGUUCCUUUUUGGUGCAUUCAUUUGGUCCUUAAGAGCUUGUAGGUUUACCACCAAGAAGCUGAACACAGAUGUUUGGGAAAGACGUUUUUCUAGCGGUGAUUUCAAUUAAUCGAUGAAGCAGUUUUUCUUCCCUUUCUUCAAUUAAUCAUUAAGCCUAGAAAAUUAAAUAUAAUGAAAAUAUGUUUGUAAAUUGGCAAAAACAGAAGAGAAAGAGAAAAAUCUCAAAUCUAAAAAGCUAAUUUUUCUUACAAUAAAUCAAAAUUAGCGAUUAAUUAGCUGUUGAUUAACUCUCCACUCAACAUCAGCUAACGAUCUGCCAGGUUAACGGUAAAUAAAUACAGUAUAUACGACACUUGACCUUUAUUUGUCUGUGAUAACGUACGUAACUGAUCAAGCUGAUCAAGAACAUCAGAGAAAUUUAUUUGAUCAUUUCAAACUUCACAAGUUGAUGACGACCAAUCGAAUGCAGCAAAAACAAUCCUGUGUGAGACGGUAAAGGUUCGGUCACAUCACUCUUCUGUUAAACAGCCCCGAAAAAUGAUGUUAGGAAUAAAUACUGAUCAGAGUGACACAUCCGUCUGUUGACUGGUAAAAUGAUAAAAUAAUAACUUUGUUUCUGUUGGAACAUCCGCUCAGUUAAAGUCAAACACAGGUGAAUUCUCACCUGUGAGUCGGAGCUGGAAACACCUGAAUUCAUCUGUUGUGCAGGUUUCAAUAGAUGUGAACGGGAACAAAUACUCACAUGAUGGAAGAGUAACGUGAUCGUACCUGGAGUAAAUGGAGAAAAAAAAAAAAAAAAAAAGAAGAGCGCCACCUACAGAAAAUCAAACUUCAUAAACAGGAAGUCCAACAGAAAAACACAACGAGUGCCUAGAAAGAGACGGAGACCGAGGCCUAACACCAUUAUCGUUCACACCUAACACAGAGUAGUUAUUACACACUGAAAAACAGGCCACCAGUGAUGAAAUGGUGACUUCAGAGGAAAGGUCAACAAACCUAACGCCAAACUGGAAAAAAGAAAUCACACACGAGACAGGAAGCGAUUUCUAAGAAUCGUUAAGUUAAAUCUCCGUCGCCGUUUAAAUUUAUGAAUCUAAUUUAACGGUUCGUUACUGUCUCCAGCACUAAAUCAUUUCACUGCAUUUUUCUAAACUGUGAAAAGUGUUGACGCGUCUUUGUUCAUUCAUGAAAAUUCAAAUGAAUUCAUCACUUGUCUUUUCUAACCGUCGUCGUUCCUCUCUCUGCGUUUUCAGUCAUCGGCGUGCUCGUGGUUUACAGCUCAUACCGAGUUUAUUUUUAUUUCAGCCACAACUGACAGUCUUAGUGUUUUACUAAUGAUUUCAUGUUUGUAGUGUUUCAUCGAGCCGAUCCAGAAACACUAGAUUGGUUUCAGGUUAACGACCUAACGGGAAGCAGGAGGCAGUAAAUCUAGAAAAAUACGGAUAUCUUGACAAAAAGUCGGUUUUCUAUCAUCAGGGUAAAAUUACAUCAGUUAUGUUUUUAAUGUGUUAUUUUUUUUUUUUAUUAUUAAGAGUGAAAUUUAUGUUUCUAACAGUAAUUCUCAUUUUGUUUAAUGGGUUGUAUGUGAGAAUGUUUUAAGGUUAAACAAAAAUAUAUAAUUUGAACAGUUAACAAUAGAAAAAGGUGUGAUUGAUGUAUUUUAUUUUCCUCCUUCAACUUUAAGGGAACUGAUUUUUUUUUCUUUUUAAAUUUAAAUCACAUUUAUCUUUAUGCCAUAAAUUACAUUUAUACAAAAUAAAUCUAAAAAGUUAUUUUGUUAGUGUUUUUACGGCCCUGACUUGCUGGGGUUUUGGAUUUUGGAAGGCUGAUAUAUUUUAAUAGAAAGGAGCGGUUCCACAUAUUUAUAUCAUAUCUCUUAGCAAGAAUGCAAAUAAACAUAUUUCCCAUAUGUUGAACUUUUCCUUUUAAAGCCGAUAUUUUGUGCCGACAUUAAACAUUUAUAAAAACGUGAUCAAAUCUCAGACGUUUAACAUUCGACCAAAGAUUUGAUCCGGAGACUUUAGAGUUCGAUUUCCCGGGGGGGGGGGUCUGCAUGACAUUUGUUGUAAAAGACUGAAUCUUUAUUUUUCUGUGUGUUAAUUUUGAUUGUGAAUUAAGCAAAACAAGCCAACUGUUACCUGUGAAUCAGCCAUUUCCACCUGUUCCCACUGCUGCUGUUGAUGUGAUUCUCAGAUCAUAACGUUCAUACAGCUCUUUCUUCUUCCUCUGUAGUUUGUUCUCAAUUUAAAAAACUAAAAAAAAAAAAACACUUUCAUGUGUGAACACUGAGAUUAACGUCCUGACACCACAGGACUCGACGUAAACACAAACCGAUCACUUCGUUUCAAUUCACUGAUGCACUUUCCAAUCUGUCAGAACUGUUCUGUUGUUUUGGCACCUUUUAGUUUUAUUUUUCAGAGUAGUUUUUGACGAUGAUGAUGAUGAUGUAUUUUUUGCUUGUGUUUUUGUCCAAAUAAAGAAAUUCUCAAGAUCAAAAAAA